CGACCUCCUAUCCACUACUAUUCACUCCACUGUUGUUGUGUGUACUAUGUAUGCCAUGAUAUCCACGAUCACCACCACUGUUCCACAGUUGGUGCAAUCGGGAUACUAGGAUGCACAGCCCUUCCCGCCUCCCCAUAGACUACACCGUCAAGUUUCCACAAUUGCAUGCCAACCGCCUCCCGGGCCCCCACAGGUUAUGCCAUAUUGUCCACUAUAUUGCGGCGCAUAUCCAUCUCAUUGGAAGACUACACCUGUUGUGUCAUGGAGUCACGUCUUUUUUUGGCCUCGUCGUGUGUCGUACCAUCUAUCGCACAUGCCGCGAGUCAUAACUUCACCCUAUGCGAAAAAGGGUCCACUGCCCAGCUCCGUGUCAGCCUUCCAUCUUCUCCCGCCAUGAUGCCUCGUUCCUCGCUUGUUUCUUCUCAUCGCGGUCCUUUGCCGCCGUCCAACAUAUGCGGCAAUGGACCAGCGUGAUCUCAAUGUGAACAUCAUCGGAGAUCAGUCUUCUUUCUGUGCACGAUGCAGGCCAUUGUGUCUUGACCCCUCUCAAUACCGCUGGCGUGAGCGGACCGAUCCGACAGGGGCCAGCUUUUUGGAAUCGACACCUAUAAUUGAUCAGGAUCCAUAUGAGCGCACGCAGAACAUUCCGUUCAUUCUACACGACUCGCUACCACAGCUUCCACGACUAGAAGAGACGGCAUCAUCAGGAUGUGCUUUUUGUACACUAUUACGAGCGGCAGUACUCUCAAAGCUAUCACAUAUCACACCGGAUUACGCGGACUCUUCAUCAUCGGUCGACGCUCGUUCCCACUGCCAUCUAGAAUUUUCUGAAGCAAAAUAUGAAUGGAUAAGCGCAAAAAGCGUACACUGGGGGGAAAAUGCCAAAUACUGGUAUCUCAAAAGUCUGAGCCUUUAUGGGACAUGUACCACUGUAAACGAACACGCCAGUUCCAAGAAGUUCAACAUCUGUUUCGACGUCAUAAGUCCUCCCAGUAAGUCCUCAGUCGGCGGAGCAGCGAUCGCUGCUGAAUUGAGCGAAUCAGUCCAUGAAGGUGCUCCUCUCGCUAUAUAUCAACGGCCAUUGGUGAGUUCAAUACUGUCCGAUACGAAUCUGAACAUGGUCCGCUCAUGGCUACGGUACUGUAACGCCGGUCACACGUUAUGUGCCAGUCCUUCUUGCGCAAUCUUACCCACGCGCCUUGUCGAGAUAGAUACAGUAGGCACCUCAUGUCGAUUGAAACUUAUGAACGAACCCGGUGAUCAAUAUGUGGCACUGAGUUAUACAUGGGGCACUUUUCAACCACCCUUACGCCUGACGAUGCAAUCACUUGACGCAUUUCGCAACAAUAUCCCAUUUGCGCUCAUGCCACGAGCCUUCCAAGACGUCCUUCGAUUUGUUCAAGCACUUGGGUUUCGCCAUGUCUGGAUUGACUCUUUGUGCAUUAUUCAAGACAAUGAAGAGGAUUGGUCAUCGGAAGUCUCCAAGAUGAUGGAAAUCUAUCAAAACGCUGCCCUGACAAUCUCACUGUCGGGAAGCCGAACACCGCACCAAAAUAUUCGGAGCGAACUGGAGAUCCGCAACGCCAUUACUAUGUCUUACACGUCCCUCUUCAACUCGCAAGUACCUGGUCACUAUCUUCUCUCACCAAGCCCGAGUGUCAACACAUUCCAGGGACCGUCGCUCCAGUUCUUCCACGACGUGGAUCCGUCGUAUUGGAACACUCGAGGGUGGACUUUCCAUGAAAAAUUGCUGUCCAGGAGGACGCUCUACUUUGGCACUCGGAAAAUGUACUUCACAUGCCAAGAGUCGCUCUUCAUGGAAGGGAGUGAUGUCUGCGAAGAACCGAACCGCUUGACAUAUCCAUCGCUGGCUAUUCACUGGUUCUGGUACCGCAUCAACAAGACUCGAAAUCCGGAUUCGCUAUUGGAGAAUUGGUUGACAAUGGCACAGGCCUACAGCACACGAAACCUGAGCUACAUCAGCGAUAAACUGCCAGCACUAUCGGCACUAGCUAAAGAGAUGCAGCAACGACUGGUCGAUAAUUGUGAUUUGACAACACGCUAUCUCUGUGGUAUCUGGGAUACUGAUUUGAUUCGCGGACUGGCCUGGUAUCCGGUCUCUGCAAACACCAGUGAAACGGACCAACUUUCAUCACAACUCAUAGUGAAACGCGACGAUCUUCCAUUAUCACUUCCGGGACCAUCGUGGGCGUGGACCAGCUACGACACCCCGGUUCGUUUCGCGCAUCUCAAUCUUCUUUCUCAUAGCAUCGAGAGCGAUACUAAACUCAGGCUCACCUCAUCAAACACGAAAGAACAUAUCAGCGACGCUUCCUCCAGCCCAAUGGCCUGCAUCUCUCUCCAGGUCUCCAGCCAGAUAGUCCCCCUCAACUUCUCCUACCUCGUGGACUCCACGGGCAACGCAAUGCAAAUCUCCUCCGAGAACAACACCGUCGAGUUCUCUCUCAACUGGACGACGUCAGAUUACGAUGCCGCAACAAACAAUCAAUUGGACGUCUACGCCCUUGCAAUCCAGUUUCAUCAUGUCGAGCGUUCAUUUUCCAAACCUUACAUCUCAGUGGGGCUUCUUGUUACGCCUGCUGGGCUGGGUCCAAAUGGCGUGAAGCAGUAUCGACGUAUUGGGCUGGUGUUUUGCAACAGUGAGAGGAAGAGCUCGGUGUUUGAUGGUGUGGAGGCGGAGACUGUGCUGCUUGUAUGAGUCUGUGGUGUUUUGACCUUCGCGCUGGAUGUAUUUCAUCAUUACAUUUCUCAAUUUCCCCGUGGAUGCAGCGAUACGGUCACGAGGAAUACUUGGUGACUCUAGAGACCAUUCAGUGAGCUUUAGCGAUGACAUUCGAACCUGGGUUUGUCCAACUUGGCAAUGCCAAAUCUUGCGGUUGGCAAACGUGUUCAAGGCGGACGAGCUCGGUUUGAGUUAUUGCAAGUUCUUGUGAUUGUAUUACUAUUUGACGCAUGUACAUUGCACACUGUAUAGUUAUGAUGGAUGUAACAAUGGCGAUGACUUAUGCGGCUUCUGUAUGAUGGCGAAGUGUCUGGAAAGACUAGACGAUGAAUUCGUCUCUCGAUACUUGGCCGGUAUAUCCUGGAACUGUGUACACUACUAUAUGGAAAAGCGACCAUGAGGAAAUGAAUACAAGCGGAGAUCUGUAGUAGUGCACCAGACCACAUACAGCU
Molecule: messenger RNA, 3195 nt
Organism: Pseudovirgaria hyperparasitica
Lineage: Eukaryota; Fungi; Ascomycota; Dothideomycetes; Acrospermales; Acrospermaceae
Product: HET-domain-containing protein
Exons: 2
Coding region: 461-2719 (752 amino acids)
Source: RefSeq, a predicted model, not a curated record